CCGGAAGUGAAGGCAAGCUUCGCGCUCCACGUGGGAACGGUCUGGUGGUGUGUUGUGAUCGUGGGAACGUUUGCUGAAGGCGUUGAACUUUUAGCGGGUUGCAGUUAUGAGUUCCGGAGCAUCUCCGGUGAUCGAUGAAACGGAGGGACCGGCACGAGGCGGCUCGGGGCUUGGUUUGUCAGACAGCGAGAAUGAGGACGCUUGGGAGGAGGAGGAGGACUGUGCCGACGAUCCCAACGCCGAGAUGGAGGGGUCUGCGCAGGGGACUCCCUGCCUUUUCUGCGACAGAUUUUUCAGUUCAGCUGAAGAUAGCUUUUGCCACUGUACCUCAGAUCAUGGGUUCAGUGUUGAGAUGGUGGUUCGAAAACAUCGGCUUGAUUUUUAUGGCUACAUUAAGUUAGUAAACUUUAUUAGACUGCAGAAGCCAGAUGCCGGGUAUCUUAAUUCUCUCAGACCUCCAUUUCCUUGGGAAGAAGAUAAAUAUUUGAAGCCUAUACUAGAAAAUGACUUAUUACUCCAGUUUGAUGUAGAAGACCUUCUUAAUUCUUCUGUCUCUUGUCCUGAUGGAGUAUCUGAGACAUCAUCUCUCCUUGAAUGCUUGAAAAAUGCUGAGCACAGAACUGAGUUGGCAGAAGCUGCAUUGGCCAGAGCCCAAGAUGAUCUACAGAAAAUGAGGCAAUUUGCGCAGGAUUUUGUGAUGAAUGCAGACAUCCGAAGUAGCUCGUCUGCCAGCACCAUUGCAGAUUUAAAGGAGGAUGAAGAAGAUGUUUACUUCAGCUCAUACGGGCACUAUGGGAUCCAUGAAGAAAUGCUAAAGGAUAAAGUGCGCACAGAAAGCUAUCGUGACUUCAUAUAUCUAAACCCACACAUCUUUAGAGAUAAGAUUGUCCUAGAUGUUGGAUGUGGCACUGGAAUCCUCUCCAUGUUUGCUGCCAAAGCAGGUGCAAAAAAGGUGAUAGGAGUGGAUCAAUCUGAAAUUGUCUACCAAGCGAUGGACAUCAUUAGACUCAAUGGACUUGAAGAUAGUAUUUGCUUGAUCAAAGGAAGAAUUGAAGAAGUGGAUAUACCUGUUGAAAAAGUAGAUGUUAUCAUAUCUGAAUGGAUGGGCUAUUUCCUUCUCUUUGAGUCUAUGCUGGAUUCCGUCAUUUAUGCAAGGGACAAGUAUCUGGCCAAAGGAGGCUCAGUGUAUCCUGACUCCUGUACCAUUAGCCUUGCAGCCAUAAGUGAUAUCGCUAAGCAUACUGACCAGUUGGCUUUCUGGGAUGAUGUGUAUGGCUUCAAUAUGUCCUGCAUGAAAAAGGUGAUAAUACCUGAAGCAGUUGUGGAAAUCUUAGAUUCAAGGACUCUAAUAUCUGAAGCUUAUGUCAUCAAGCGGAUAGACUGCCAUGUUAUCUCAGUUCCAGAACUGGAAUUUUCAUCAGAUUUCAUUUUGACAGUCACAAAGACUUCCGUGUGUACAGCAAUUGCUGGAUAUUUUGAUGUGCAUUUUGAGAAGAAUUGUAACAAACAAAUACUGCUUUCAACUAGUCCCUGUUGCACCAAGACACACUGGAAACAAACAGUAUUUUUUCUGGAGAACCCAAUUUCUGUCGAAGAAGGUGAAGUGCUGAAAGGAAAGAUAACAAUACACAGAAACCGAAAAGAUCCCCGCGCCCUCAUUGUAACACUUUCAGUUAAAAAUGUGAAACAAACAUACAGUCUGCAGUGAGCAUUGCUCCACAACCAGCUUGAGAAGCAUAGUUCAGUCACCAGAUGUAACUUUUUGAAGCAGAGAAGUCUGGAUAAAAUUUAAGAUCAUUUGGUUCCACUUCCAAUAAAGUUUUUAUUUUCUCCCAAACAUGAGAAUGACAGCUGACGUUCUAUAUGAGACUACUGACUGUGCUUGGCAAUCAGUUCAUACUGUCUUAAGAAGUAUUUCUCUUUUGUGUGGGAAUCCAUUAGUAGAGCAGCAGUCCUCUGCCCAAUCUCUGAACUUUCAGUAAAUGUAAGGAUGAAUUGUGAUAGAAAUACAUUGCAGGUCUGCAUGUAGAAGUAACACCGCUUCUAGAAUUAUUUUUAGGAAUAAUUCAUAUUAUUAGGUGGGAUCCAGAAAUUAUUUCUACAGUGGUGGAAUCUCCUGGAGAGUUUUCUGCACAGAAGGGGAAAGGCAGGGUUUGUCUGUCACCUCUGCAGGCUUUCUUAUCACCACCUCAACUCUUCUGGAGAAUCUUCAGAGCAGAUUUUUGAGAACCCUUGGGACUUUCUGGGAGCCAGAUUUCUACUCUGAAUCAAAAUCAUUAACUUUGCAAGCAACAAGAGCCUUUCUGUAUGCAGAAAGCAAGAUGUAGGUUUUUAUGGUUAUAAAAUACUGAAGACACAAAUAAACCAUAAAAAUACUGAAGACACAAAAAUAGGACUAACUUGAUACAAGACUGUUUGGGUUUGACUGCCUUCACCUACACAUAGCCAAAAAUUAUGCUUUUGAAUAAAUUGUUUUUAUAAAUACAGUUUCAAGAUAAAUUCAUUUCUUGGUCUUUGGACUUCAAAUGUAUAUAUUAUUAGACUGUAAUAGUUUAAAAAUAUUAGAAGUAGAAUACAGCAGCUUGCUAUUAUUGUUAUCAUAAUCACCAUCACCUGAGUGUCAUCUUUCUACCUAGAGGGCAUUCCAGAUGAGUAACAGUUUAAAAAAAAGCUAUUUGCAUCAGUUCUGAGUGAGUCAGAAUACUGUAAAUAAUUUUUCACAUUGUUAUUCAACAUUAGUACUGCUUUAGGUAUACUCUCCCCAUUUUUAAGAUUUUCAGAACUUUAAAACCCCCGACAAGAUAGAAUUGCUGUUUGUCCAAACCCAGACCAUUUCUCUUAUAAGUGGAUGAGGUGACAUCCCUCCCUCCCCAAAAAAGCACAUCCAUGGUAUGGGUAUCUUUACUGGUCUCGGGGCUGACGGUGCUUGGGCAGGUCCAAGCUGUGGGUGAUCAUAAUCUGCAAUCCAAGGGACCUUCACUCACCUACUGGGGUGUUAGUUCUGGCCACAUCUGGGACGAGAGGAUCUGGUGACAGUAACUCCUUCCUUCCUCACACCAGGAUAGACCACUGCAAUGCACCCUACAUGGCACUGCCUUGGGGGACUAUUUAGAAACGACAGUGGAUGCAAAAUGCUGGUACGUGAGAAUUGCAUCAGCCUUGUUACACCAACACUGUAGGUGCUGCAUUGGUUGCCAAACGUUUCUGGGUACAAUUCUGUGCAUUGGUUCUGUUUUUAAAAGUCCUACUUGGCUUGGCUCCUGGCUACCUUUGGGGCCACCUUCUCCAGAUAGGGCCCUCCCAUCUGGUGCACUCACCCUAACUGGGGUGGUCAUUUGUCCCCAAAUGAGAGAGGUUAAAUCAGUGUGGGCCAGAGGGUGGGGUCUCUUAGUUAUGGAAUAGCAUGCCUCCGAGGCUAGAUUGGUAUAGACUUUAAUAUUCUGCAAAGCAGUAAAAACUGACUUCUGUAGGGUCUUGGGACUUAAGGCUACCUGUGUUGAUGUCCAUAAUCGGCAUAUUUAAGCAUAACACUAUUUUUUACUGCAUUUUUUUUUCUUUUAUGGAUGAUCACAGUUAAUAGCCAUAUUCUUGGAGAAACCGUAUAAUUUGGUAUACUUCAAAGAACUGUUAAGACCAUAAUCCUAUAGCCAGUUUCUGCAACCAGUGCAAUCAAUUCCUGCAAUCAAUGUGUUUACAAUUGCUUUGACUUGUAUCUGCUGUUAAAAGGGACAUUCCAUAACACUCUUUAAAAGAUCUCUAGUCAUAAUUGGAUUGAAGCCAGAAAAAAGGGGGUGGACAGAAAUCUAUAGUGGCCUGAAAAGCUUUUCUAAGGAGGGCUGAAUGGAGGAGAGUGUGCCAAGGGGAUUAAAGGAGAUUCCCUCAAAAUAAAAUGUGAGGCUUUGCCAUUCAGCAGAGAUUUUACUGCCUUCCUCCCCAGCCAAGUUUCUAUUAGAAGAAAGGAGCAGGGAAUGGCGUUUUAUUGGAACCAACCAUAAUUGGGAUGGAUAUAUAGGAGCCUUCAAGUGACUGGCCCUACUCUCUUAGGACAUUCAGCCUCCAUAAGAAUUACUUUUUAGUUUCAUAGAUCACUUCUUAAUAGUCUGGCACCAUUAAGCACGUUAACUCUGUGACUUUGCCUUGUGACAAAUGUUUUAUAAUAAAAAUCUGUUUAAAGAUUGAAAUUUACUUCAUUGGCUGAUCGAAUUAUGGUGUAGUGCUUGACUCCCUCCCCUCCCAUCUCCCCAUGUUCCCUUUCAGGGUAGACAGGCUGUCUGAAUUUGUUCAUGGCUUGGUGUUCACUUACUCAAUAAAAUGACUGAAAGGAGAUUUGUUAACUACUAUUAGCAGAUUGGAGAGCCAGUUCGUUGUAGUGGUUAAGGCACCAGGCUAGAAU
Messenger RNA from Python bivittatus (Burmese python), 4393 nucleotides. It is a transcript of the gene PRMT3, whose product is annotated as protein arginine methyltransferase 3. NCBI's taxonomy places the organism in Eukaryota, Metazoa, Chordata, Lepidosauria, Squamata, Pythonidae. Gene Ontology annotation, cellular component: nucleus. Gene Ontology annotation, molecular function: protein-arginine N-methyltransferase activity; histone methyltransferase activity. The record is from RefSeq and is a predicted model, not a curated record. Gene Ontology annotation, biological process: peptidyl-arginine methylation, to asymmetrical-dimethyl arginine; chromatin remodeling.